Molecule: messenger RNA, 2794 nt
Organism: Camellia sinensis
Lineage: Eukaryota; Viridiplantae; Streptophyta; Magnoliopsida; Ericales; Theaceae
Cellular component (GO): cytoplasm
Molecular function (GO): protein binding
Source: RefSeq, a predicted model, not a curated record
UCCAGGCUCACAUGCAGCCAUUCCCCUCUCUCUUUCUCUCUCUAAAAACCUCCUCCUUUCUCUCUCCACACUCCUUCUCAUUCAACAAUUCCAACUUUGUGUGUUGUGUUAGAAAAAGGUAAAAUGGAACCUCUACUCUUCUUCCUUCAACUUCAACCUUACUCUCAAAUUAACCCUUCCCAUUAUUUUCUCUCUCUCUCUUCCUUUUGCACUCUAGAACUGGAGGUGGUGGGGUUCUCUGACUCAGUCCUUUUUGGCAGCAAUCUUGGUCCUCUUUGAGGGAAGGUUUCACAGGAGCAAAAGAAAGGAGAAAAAGAAGAGUGUUCAUUCAUCAUACUCUAUUGAUUUGGAAUUAGGGUUUACUUGUUUGGUCUCUGGUAGUUUUACUUUUGGAUGAUUUGAAUUGAGUUUUGAUUGUGUGUACUGGUUUUGGAUUGGCCUUGCAUACUCCUGAGGUAUGGCAAGCAUUGAUGUGUCCAAGUAUGUCCAUAGUCCCGUGCACAGAGCUGUAGCCAUGAAAGACUAUGCUUGUCUGAGGAAGAUACUUUCGGGCCUCCCUCGGUUCUGUGACCCAGCUGAAAUUCGCUCUGAGUCGGCUUCACUGGCUGAGGAACAGAAGGCUGAUGCCAUCUCUGCUGUGGUUGAUAGGCGGGAUGUCCCUAACCGGGACACCCCCCUUCACUUGGCUGUCAAACUCGGUGACGAGACUUCAACCGAGAUGCUUAUGAUUGCUGGUGCAGAUUGGAGCUUGCAAAAUGAGCAGGGUUGGAGUGCACUCCAGGAAGCAAUAUGUAAUAGAGAGGAAGGGAUUGCCAGAGUUAUAGUUAGGCAUUACCAGCCAUUGGCUUGGGCGAAAUGGUGUAGAAGGUUGCCACGGUUGAUUGAAACAAUGAAGAGAAUGAGAGAUUUCUACAUGGAAAUUACAUUCAAUUUUGAGAGCUCUGUUAUUCCUUUCAUAUCGAGGAUUGCACCUUCUGAUACUUAUAAAAUUUGGAAAAGAGGUGCCAAUUUGAGGGCGGAUAUGACUUUGGCUGGUUUUGAUGGGUUCAGAAUACAGCGCUCUGAUCAGACCGUUCUUUUUCUUGGUGAUGGGUCCGAGGAUGGGAAGGUUCAUGCUGGUUCACUUUGCAUGAUCUCGCACAAAGAUAAGGAAGUGAUGAACACUCUGGAUGGUGCUGGUGCUCCAGCGAGCGAGGCAGAGGUGCAGCAAGAAGUUGCAGCGAUGUCUCAGACUAAUAUAAUUAGGCCUGGGAUUGAUGUAACUGAAGCGGUUCUUUUGCCACAGCUGACAUGGAGACGACAGGAGAAAACAGAAAUGGUGGGUCCUUGGAAGGCUAAAGUAUACGAUAUGCACAAUGUGGUUGUGAGCAUCAAAUCCAGAAGGGUCCCAGGGGCUAUGACAGAUGAUGAGUUAUUCUCAUCUUCCAAUGAAAAUGACACAGAAAGUGAUGGCCUUGAUAAUCUUCUUUCAGAGGAGGAAAGAAAGCAACUUGAAGUUGCACUCAAGUUCAAUUCUUCAAAUUUAAGCAAUGAGAAUGGUGAUGUGAUUAUUGAACACCGCCAUAGUUGUUACGACCAAAGGGAGACACCUACUGAGGACAUGGGUAGUUCUAGAAAUGGAGAGAGUUGUUAUGUGCAAAGAGAGAUUCCCAUUGAGGACAUGGGUAGUUGUAGAAAUGGAGAGACUAAGCAGGAAAAGAAAGGAUGGUUUGGUGGCUGGAGAAAACGUGAUACUAAGCAUGAAGGGCAGAAGUUGAAUACAGCACCAAGAAGUUCACUUUGUGUAGAAGAGAAGGUUAGUGAUCUCCUUGGGGAUUCUCCAUCACAAAGUCAGAUCAAACCGGGGAGGCAUUCCAUGGAGAUUGCUGUGAGGGGGGAUGAACAACCUGGAGGAAGGGAUGCCAAAGCGUCCUCAUCCAUGAGUACUGAGAGUGGAACUCGACGCAAGGAAGGAAACCGUGAAAAUGAGUAUAAGAAAGGCUUAAGGCCUGUCCUCUGGCUUUCCCCAGAUUUCCCUUUGCGAACUGAAGAACUCCUUCCAUUGCUUGAUAUUCUAGCAAGCAAAGUUAAAGCCAUUCGUCGCUUACGGGAACUACUUACAACAAAACUUCCUAUGGGUACCUUUCCAGUCAAGGUUGCUAUCCCGGUGGUUCCCACGAUCAGAGUAUUGGUCACAUUUACAAAGUUUGAAGAAUUGCAGCCACUGGAUGAGUUUGCAACCCCUCCUUCAAGUCCAAGUUCUGUAGGCCGAGAGAGCCCAGCGAUGUUGCAGUCGUUGAGUUCGUCAUGGUUUCAGUGGAUAAAAACUCCAUACCAAAGGCCAAGUUCUUCCUCCAUUUCUUCAAGCAGUAAGAUAGAAAAUAUUCCAGACCCAUUUGCAAUUCCUCCUGGGUACACAUGGGUUACAGCUGAAGAAAAGAAGAAGAAAAUGCAGGAGAAGAACAAAUCAAAGAAAGGACGAAGUCAGAAUCAGUAGUAUAGGAUCGGAUUGAGAUGUAUCUUUAGGAAGAAAAUUUAUCUCGCUAGAGGUACUGGAUAGGUACCAAGAGAGGCUAUACCGGUUUCAUUAAUCUACUAAUCUGCAAUAGUGUAAGAACAAAAAAUAGGGGGGGCCAUAUACUUCUAUUCAGAAGUGGUGAUCCUUUUGUAGGGUGAAAAUCUGGUAAAUCAUUGUGGGGGGUAUAAAAAGUUGAAAUUGCUAUUCUUGCAAAUGCUUGUAACCAAUAUAUGGAACAAUUGUUGGACUUCUUGUGGAUGCUUAUAUCAUUUACAUCAUUUGAUUUGCUUCUUUCCA